Molecule: messenger RNA, 798 nt
Organism: Symbiodinium sp. CCMP2456
Lineage: Eukaryota; Dinophyceae; Suessiales; Symbiodiniaceae
Source: the annotation of a GenBank genome assembly
AUGGCCAAGCUUUCCAUCAACGCGCUGGUGGGGCUCUUCACCUUCACGGAUGCCGCGGGCCACAUGCACUGGGACCACGUCUUCGUCACCGAGCUCCUUUCCAACAGCAGCUACCGCCCGGUGCACGAUUUCAUCAUGGGGGCGGAGUAUACGGCAGUGGCCAGGGUCCGACGAGACGUGCCAAAGAAGCACCGCUCCGCCAUCGAGCGGCUGCUGCGCCUGUCGCAUCGGGACGGCACGCCUGUCUAUCGCUGCGAGCCGACGGAGGGCCUGCGGGGGCAGUACCGGGAUCCUCUUACACACUGCCUGGGCGGUGAGAGCCUGCUGCUGACGGGCUAUCCCGGGACGGGCAAGACGCAUCUGGCACGCAAGAUCGUGGAGGCCCUGCGGGAACUCGGGGACACCGUGCACAUCAUCACGAAGACCCACGCCGCCGUGCAGAAUGUGGGGCUCGGGGCGCAGCUGCAGCGCCACCUGGCUGGUCAUCGAGGGGCGGAGGUGUGCAGGGAGCUGAAAGACAGCCAAUUGCUGCACGACCUGGCCGACGGCUGGUGCCACGAGCUCUCGGAGCGCUGGCGCUUCGAUGCAGAGCAGGUGCCUCUGCGCGAAGCCGUACAGAUGGCCCGGCAGCGCUUCCCGGGGAGGGGCGAGCCGGAGGUCUGUCUGGUCAUCUCCCACGCCAAGCGACUGCAGAUCAACGAGCGAGAGAAUCGCAGGCAAGCGCCGCAAUAUGCGCUGCUGGUGGAGUAUGCGGGGCUGCUGGUGGAGUACGCGGGGCCGGAGACGGCGGGGCACUAA